Molecule: messenger RNA, 877 nt
Organism: Drosophila erecta
Lineage: Eukaryota; Metazoa; Arthropoda; Insecta; Diptera; Drosophilidae
Exons: 3
Coding region: 62-577 (171 amino acids)
Source: RefSeq, a predicted model, not a curated record
AACACACCCCAUAUAUGACAUCUAUACAAACAGUAAAAUUGUAGCUGUGAUUUGAAUUGAUAUGUCAUCUGGCGCAUUAAAUACCCUGGCUAUUGUUCUGCUCUUGGUGCCAGGUACAUUUUGUCAGUGCGUUAACUGUAACGCUCACUGGAAGUUUCAUUGCAAGACUAACUUAACGGGGUAUUACUGCGCUCCAGGUGCUUACAUCCACCAAUGGAUUAUGACAGAGGAAGAGUACCAGUUGGGUUUUACGGGCUUUACCACCCCUUUUUCAUCAUGCACGCCGUUCCCAUUAGAACUAAGUUACGUCGAGACGUUUUGCUGUCUGUAUUCACCCAAGUACGGCUGCCAGUUGGCCCUUAAUCCGGGCAUCUUCAAAAAGGAGAAGCUACCUGCCAGUAGAUGCGAGGACUGCAUUAAGCACUGUCGAUGCUCGAACAAGGCGACAGCACCUCUCAAGCCUCGGAUGAUGGUACCCCUUCUGGGAGUAUUGGCUAUGCUAACCGAGUGGAUCUACUCGGCUCGGAAAGUUUGGGCAGGAUGCGGUGCAUCUUAUUUGAGCAUUGGCAGUAGUUGAAUGUGUGAAGAAUUCAUUGAAUUCUCGUUGAAUGCGAUGAUUUUUUAUCCUCAAAUGUCACGAGGCUAACCGAGUUCAAGGCGAAGACAGUUGCACCUUAGGAGGAGGUACCGCAGUUCUAUUCGUUCGGAUUGGUAAACCCUACAAAAUUGAAGAGACGUAGCCAGCUAAUAAAAACUACAAAUGGCUGAAACGAAAAAUUGAUGUCCUUUGGUCAAUAUCCUUCAGCUUUGAACUGUUUGACCACCAAAUGCUGGCUCUUGGGUUGGGGAAAAGCCCAGAGUCCAGAGUUGGCCGGCG